Molecule: messenger RNA, 1755 nt
Organism: Neoarthrinium moseri
Lineage: Eukaryota; Fungi; Ascomycota; Sordariomycetes; Amphisphaeriales; Apiosporaceae
Exons: 1
Coding region: 1-1755 (584 amino acids)
Source: RefSeq, a predicted model, not a curated record
AUGGGCUUACCGUUUUCGAUCAUUGAGCACUGCAAAGUGAAGACGGACGACUUUUUCCUAGCUUUUCUACCGAUUGAUGUGGACUACCUACGGGAAGGACGACUCGACGAGCUGGUCUCUCAAACAGGCUUCUUAAUAUGGCGCGCUCAGACGACGAUCGGCUAUAAGGGGGUUUGCGCGAAAGAGGUAUCUCCUCGUUUCGAUCCUAAUAUUGUAGGGAGUUGGUUGAAUGAAUGCCAAUCAAGUCAUGUCAUCUGCCAGUCACAUCACUCGUCUUACCAGCCCGAUAACUUGAUCGACUGUCAGACGCGACAGAUCAUCUCUGUUCAGUCCCUCGAAACACCGCCCACGUAUAUCGCCCUGAGUUACGUGUGGGGCAAAAGCAACAAGCAAGCAGCCAAUAUCGACGCUGAAUCUGUGUUGCCAGCGACGGCGGUACCGGUGAUAGAGGAUACUUUGGAAGUCGCGGUGUCCUUGGGAUACCGCUAUGUUUGGAUAGACAAGUACUGCGUAGACCAGCGCGACGGUUGGAAGAAGCAUGAGCAGAUCAUGCACAUGGAUUCGAUAUACUCGAAUGCUGCGCUUACAAUUGUAGCCGCGGCGGGGGAAGACGAGUCACAUGGGCUUCCUGGGGUCGGUAAAGAUCGUAAAGGGAAGAAGGCACCCUUUCAACACGACAACUUCUCGGUAUCCUGGGUGCCGCCGAGCCCCCGCCGCGAGAUCUUAGGCUCCCGCUGGGCGACUAGGGGCUGGACUUUCCAAGAAGCAGUAUUAUCACCAAGGUGCCUAGUGUUCACGCAGUACCAGAUGUAUUUCGAGUGCCGGACCGCGUGUUGCUACGAGAGUCUUAACAUCAACAUUCAAAAAGCCCCGAACGAUAUCCUGCCCUGGUUGUUUGAGUUCAUGAAACCGCGGCUAUUCGUGGGGGACCAGGGUAACGAGCCUGGGCAGCAUCACCCGCACACCACCAAACGUGACAGAUUUAUGGCCUAUGUGGAAUGCGCGGAAAAGUACUCGCGGAGGACAUUGAGCUACGACGAGGACUCACUUAACGCCUUCGCUGGCAUGAUCAAAAGAUUCGAGGCCACCGAUCGCCUGCCCGUCCGUCACAUCUGGGGGGUUCCCUUCUUCGACCCCCGCGACGACACGUCCCCAUCCGACAUUGUAGACUACGUGGGUUUCCUGAUGGCCGGUCUAUCAUGGUGGCACGACGGCGAGCAGCGAGAGCCGCGCAGGAGGAAAGGGUUCCCCUCCUGGUCCUGGACCGGCUGGGAAGGCGGCAUCACGUGGCCCCGCGCCGUCCACGACUUCGAGAUCCAGGCGCCGGCGGACUACAUGCUGGCCAGCAUCCAGCUGUCGUUCGAGGACGGGUCCACGCGCUCGAUACCCGACGUCCGGGACAACCGGCCGGGCGCAGACAAGCUGGGACAGUACCCGAAGGCACUCCUGGUGCAGACGGUGGCAGUCCCGGGCAAGUUCUUGUCCAUGCAGAGGGGCCUCAUCUGCAUCCUGGACAAGGCCGCGACGUGGCGCCCCAGCAAGCCGGGCGUCGAGGAAAGCAAGGUGGUUCAGAACGUACAGAGUGGUGCGUACAAGGCUCUUCGGCUGGGCUCCCUAGGCGAUGCAGGGUUCGUCCUUGUGGUGAAGAAGCGCAAAGGCUCGUUCUACCGUGUAGGUAUACUCGAGCUGCGCAAAGAAUAUCUGGCCGUGGAAGAGUUGCAUCGGUUGAAGUUUCAAACUUUCAAGUUGAAGUGA